GGCGGUACCGGCGCCUUGGCCUUCGCGGCUGCUGUGGCGACCGGCGGCUUUCCCGAGAGCCGGGCCCAGCGCAGCCGCCUGCGGAGCCGUCAGGCCCCGGCGGAGGCCCCGAGGCCCGCGGUGCCCGUUCCCGGCUGCCAGCCAGCCAGCCUGGCGGCUCCGGGCCGAGGAGAAGCGCCCCUCAGGGCCAUGUCCCGGCCGAGCAGCGUCUCCCCGCGGCCGCCGGCUCCCGGAGGUGGCGGCGGCGGCCCGGCGGGCGGCGGCCGGGCCAAGGGGCUGAAGGACAUUCGCAUCGACGAGGAAGUGAAGAUCGCCGUCAACAUCGCGCUGGAACGCUUCCGCUAUGGGGACCAGAGAGAAAUGGAAUUUCCUUCUUCUUUGACCAGUACUGAGAGAGCCUUUAUCCACCGACUGAGCCAGUCUCUGGGUUUGGUGUCUAAAAGUAAAGGAAAGGGAGCAAAUAGAUACCUAACUGUGAAGAAGAGAGAUGGAUCAGAAACCACUCAUGCCAUGAUGACGUGUAAUUUGACCCAUCAUACAAAACAUGCUGUUAGGAGCCUGAUUCAGAGAUUUCCUGUCACCAACAAGGAGCGGACUGAACUUCUGCCUAAGACAGAAAGAGGAAAUGUGUUUGCGGUUGAAGCUGAAAACCGAGAAAUGAGCAAGACGAGUGGACGGCUCAACAACGGCAUCCCUCAGGUCCCAGGGAAGAGAGGAGAAUCGGAGUUUGACUCUUUCAGACAGUCUUUGCCAGUGUUUGAGAAGCAAGAAGAAAUUGUGAAAAUAAUAAAGGAAAACAAAGUAGUUUUGAUUGUGGGAGAAACUGGAUCUGGAAAGACGACUCAGAUUCCUCAGUUUCUUUUAGAUGAUUGCUUUAAAAAUGGUAUUCCCUGCCGUAUUUUCUGUACUCAGCCACGGCGAUUAGCAGCGAUUGCUGUGGCUGAGAGAGUUGCCGCUGAGAGAAGAGAAAGGAUUGGUCAGACGAUUGGUUAUCAGAUCCGACUAGAAAGCAGGGUUUCGCCAAAGACACUGCUGACGUUCUGCACCAAUGGGGUGUUGCUCCGCACCCUGAUGGCCGGGGACAGCACUCUGUCCACUGUGACACAUGUUAUUGUGGACGAAGUGCAUGAGAGGGAUCGAUUUAGUGAUUUUUUACUUACCAAGUUAAGAGACUUGCUGCAGAAACAUCCAGCUUUGAAACUCAUUCUCUCAAGUGCCGCCUUGGAUGUCAAUCUCUUCAUCAGAUAUUUCGGGAGUUGUCCAGUGAUACAUAUACAAGGAAGACCUUUUGAAGUAAAAGAAAUGUUUCUGGAAGAUAUUUUAAGAACUACUGGAUAUACAAACAAGGAGAUGUUAAAGUAUAAAAAAGAAAAACAGCGAGAAGAGAAGCAGCAGAGCACACUUACAGAAUGGUAUGCAGCUCAGGAGCAUCCUUUCAAGGCCGAGUCGCAGCGACAGCGAAGCGUGCCGCCCGUGACGGAGGAGUACGAGCUCCUGGACGACGGGGGCGACGCCGUCUUCAGUCAGCUGACAGAGAAAGAUGUGAACUGCCUUGAGCCAUGGUUAAUAAAAGAAAUGGAUGCUUGUCUUUCUGACAUCUGGCUGCAUAAAGACGUUGAUGCUUUUGCUCAGGUUUUCCACCUUAUUUUAACUGAAAAUGUUAGUGUUGAUUAUAGACACAGUGAAACCAGCGCCACAGCCCUGAUGGUAGCUGCAGGGCGAGGCUUCGCGGGUCAAGUGGAGCAGCUGAUUAGCAUGGGAGCCAAUGUCCACAGCAGGGCCUCCAAUGGCUGGAUGGCUUUAGAUUGGGCUAAACACUUUGGGCAGACUGAAAUUGUGGACCUUCUGGAAUCUUACAGUGCUUCAUUGGAAUUUGGAAAUCUAGAUGAAAGUUCUCUGGUUCAAACAAAUGGCAGUGACCUGAGUGCUGAGGACAGAGAGCUGUUGAAGGCUUAUCAUCAUAGUUUUGAUGAUGAAAAAGUGGACUUGGAUUUGAUCACGCAUCUUCUGUACAAUAUCUGCCAUAGCUGCGAUGCUGGUGCAGUGUUAAUUUUCCUGCCUGGAUAUGAUGAACUUGUUGGACUGAGGGAUCGCAUUCUGUUUGAUGACAAGCGAUUUGCUGAUAAUGCACAUAGAUACCAGGUCUUUAUGCUGCAUUCAAAUAUGCAGACAUCUGAUCAGAAAAAGGUAUUAAAAAAUCCACCUGCAGGUGUUCGAAAAAUAAUCCUUGCCACCAACAUUGCCGAGACCAGCAUCACAGUCAAUGACGUUGUCUUUGUUAUUGAUUCUGGUAAGGUGAAAGAGAAAUCAUUUGAUGCGCUGAAUUUCGUUACAAUGUUGAAAAUGGUGUGGAUUUCCAAGGCUAGUGCCAUACAGCGAAAAGGCAGAGCGGGACGAUGUAGACCUGGAAUUUGUUUUCGUCUAUUCAGUAGACUGCGAUUCCAGAAUAUGUUGGAAUUUCAGACUCCAGAACUUCUGAGAAUGCCACUACAGGAACUUUGUUUACACACCAAGCUGUUAGCCCCGGUUAACUGUGCCGUUGCUGAUUUCCUUAUGAAAGCUCCUGAGCCGCCACCCGCUCUCAUUGUAAGAAAUGCUGUACAAAUGCUGAAGACCAUAGAUGCCAUGGACGCCUGGGAGGAUCUGACGGAACUUGGCUAUCACCUGGCCGACUUGCCUGUAGAACCGCAUCUUGGUAAAAUGGUGCUGUGCGCUGUUGUGUUGAAGUGUCUGGACCCCAUCCUUACCAUCGCGUGCACUCUGGCCUACCGAGACCCUUUCGUGCUGCCCGCCCAGGCCUCCCAGAAGCGCGCAGCCAUGCUGUGCAGGAAGCGCUUCACCGCAGGCACCUUCAGUGACCACAUGGCGCUCCUCAGGGCCUUCCAGGCAUGGCAGAAAGCGCGAAGUGAUGGCUGGGAACGUGCCUUUUGUGAGAAGAAUUUUCUUUCACAAGCUACCAUGGAAAUAAUUAUAGGCAUGAGGACACAGUUGCUUGGUCAGCUUAGAGCAUCAGGCUUUGUCAGAGCACGAGGUGGUGGGGACAUCCGCGAUGUUAACACCAAUUCCGAGAACUGGGCUGUUGUUAAAGCCGCGUUGGUGGCAGGCAUGUAUCCUAAUUUAGUCCAUGUGGACAGAGAGAAUGUAGUGUUGACAGGGCCAAAGGAGAAAAAAGUACGCUUUCAUCCCACUUCAGUUCUCAGCCAGCCUCAAUAUAAAAAGAUUCCUCCAGCCAAUGGUCAGACAGGAGCAAUUCAGGCCCUGCCCACCGACUGGCUCAUUUAUGAUGAGAUGACCAGAGCCCAUAGAAUAGCCAACAUCAGGUGCUGCUCGGCAGUGACCCCGGUCACCGUGCUGGUGUUCUGCGGCCCCGCCAGGCUGGCGAGCAACGCCCUUCAGGAACCCUCGUCCUUCAGAGCAGAUGGCAUUCCCAACGACAGCAGUGACAGUGAGAUGGAAGACAGAACUACUGCUCACCUGGCAGCCCUGAAGCUUGAUGAGUGGCUCAGCUUCAGGUUAGAGCCGGAGGCAGCCAGCUUAUUGCUGCAGCUCAGACAGAAGUGGCAUAGCUUGUUUCUACGCCGUAUGAGAGCCCCGUCUAAGCCCUGGUCCCAAGUUGAUGAGGCCACCAUCAGAGCCAUCAUAGCUGUGUUAAGCACGGAGGAGCAGUCUGCGGGCUUGCAGCAGCCCUCGGGGAUUGGCCAGAGGCCCCGGCCCAUGUCUUCAGAAGAGCUGCCUCUGGCAUCCUCAUGGAGGUCAAAUAAUAGCAGGAAAAGUGCAGCUGAUGCUGAAUUUGCUGAUGACUCAACUACUGCAGAAAGAGUGUUGAUGAAGUCUCCGUCUUCAGCUUUACACCCACCGCACAAGUACAAGGACAGAGGCAUUCUGCACCCCAAGCGGAGCGCCGACGACCGAUCGGACCAGUCUUCUGUGAAGUCUACAGACAGCAGCAGCUACCCGAGCCCGUGUGCCAGUCCUUCUCCUCCCUCCUCGGGAAAGGGCUCAAAAUCUCCUUCUCCAAGACCAAACAUGCCCGUCCGGUACUUCAUAAUGAAGAGCAGCAAUUUGAGAAACCUUGAAAUUUCUCAGCAGAAAGGCAUCUGGUCUACAACCCCCAGUAAUGAGCGCAAGCUGAAUCGAGCCUUUUGGGAAAGCAGUAUCGUAUACUUGGUAUUUUCUGUUCAAGGAUCUGGACAUUUCCAGGGCUUCUCCAGGAUGUCCUCAGAGAUAGGGAGGGAGAAGAGCCAGGACUGGGGCUCAGCUGGCCUCGGAGGAGUGUUCAAGGUGGAGUGGAUCCGCAAGGAAAGCCUUCCCUUCCAGUCCGCACACCACUUACUCAACCCUUGGAACGACAACAAGAAAGUCCAGAUAAGCAGGGACGGGCAGGAACUAGAACCUCAGGUUGGUGAACAGUUGCUCCAGCUGUGGGAACGCCUUCCGUUAGGAGAAAAACCCGCUGACUGACCCUCAGGUUAUA
Molecule: messenger RNA, 4474 nt
Organism: Ochotona princeps (American pika)
Lineage: Eukaryota; Metazoa; Chordata; Mammalia; Lagomorpha; Ochotonidae
Gene: YTHDC2
Product: YTH N6-methyladenosine RNA binding protein C2
Exons: 29
Coding region: 190-4461 (1423 amino acids)
Cellular component (GO): intracellular anatomical structure
Molecular function (GO): RNA binding; ATP binding; protein binding
Source: RefSeq, a predicted model, not a curated record